CUCCGCGGCGCCAGGCGGAGACGAGGCGGGGUGGUCCGGGACGGUUGCUAAGACUUGGAGAAGCGCUGCGCUCGCGCCCGGAUCCCUCAGGCGGCUGCAGGUUUGAGCCUGCGCCGGUCGGUGAAACAGAGAUGUCAGAAAAGGAGAACAACUUCCCUCCGCUGCCCAAGUUCAUCCCUCUGAAGCCCUGCUUCUACCAGAACUUCUCUGACGAGAUCCCGGUAGAGCACCAGGUCCUGGUGAAGAGAAUCUACCGGCUGUGGAUGUUUUAUUGCGCCACCCUCGGCGUCAACCUCAUUGCCUGCCUGGCCUGGUGGAUCGGCGGCGGCUCGGGGACCAACUUUGGGCUGGCCUUCGUGUGGCUGCUCCUGUUCACGCCUUGCGGCUACGUGUGCUGGUUCCGGCCUGCCUACAAGGCCUUCCGAGCCGACAGCUCCUUUAAUUUCAUGGCGUUUUUCUUCAUCUUCGGGGCCCAGUUUGUCCUGACCGUCAUCCAGGCGAUCGGCUUCUCCGGCUGGGGCGCGUGCGGCUGGCUGUCGGCAAUCGGGUUCUUCCAGUACAGCCCGGGCGCUGCCGUGGUCAUGCUGCUUCCAGCCAUCAUGUUCUCUGUGUCGGCUGCCAUGAUGGCUAUCGUGAUCAUGAAGGUGCACAGGAUCUACCGAGGGGCCGGCGGAAGCUUCCAGAAGGCACAGACGGAGUGGAACACGGGCACUUGGCGGAACCCACCGUCGAGGGAGGCCCAGUACAACAACUUCUCAGGCAACAGCCUGCCCGAGUACCCCACUGUGCCCAGCUACCCGGGCAGUGGCCAGUGGCCUUAGAGGGAGCCAGCCCUGCCCCCACCGCCCACCACCUCCUCCCCUUCAUUCCUGCUGCUACCCCUGGUCCCGAGGGCUGGGAGUACCUGGGGCCCCGUCCCCCGAGCUGGGAUGGUGGAAGCCGGUGGUGGCCACGGACCGCACCCCUCCUGCCAGGGCCACAGAAGCAGUGUUCAUCUCAUCUGAGAGCGGAGUUCCUGGCAAGCGCUCCCCAGCGGCCCUCGGCCUCUGCCGUCCACUGCACGGCUGAUACGGCCUUGUCUUCAGGUCUCGAGGCCUGCCUCCGGGGGACAGGUGGCAGCAGGUCGGCCACCCUCCCGUCCUCCCAGAGCUGCUGGCGCUGAGGCCAGAGCAGGUCUGAUGGGGAGCUCCGUCUCACACCAGCCACCCGCUGUCGCCAGGACAGAUGCCCUUGGCCGGAACUAAGAAGAGGCGUCGAGGCCAGUGUCCGGUCCCCUGCAGUGAUAGAGGGCUUGGUGCCUAGCCGAGUCCUCACUGUCCCCGGCAUCCCCUGAUCUGUGCAGCUCCAGCCUCACCCCCUCCCCACGUUCACCAUACCUGGGGAGUUCCUGGCCCGGGGUGUCCUGGGGCCACCCUCCCUGCCCCCAAAACAGGGAUCCCUGGCAGGCUGCCUUCCCACGCCCCUGAGUUCAGAAUCGGGGACCCAGGCCAGGUUGGGAGCACAGCCGCUCCCCAAACCCAGCAAACCAGCAGAGAGCCGGUUUCCCAGCAGCUGGAGCCCUGCAGGAGCGGCCUUUUUUUGUUUGUUUGUUUUUUUGUUUUUUUUCUUUUGAGAGAGUUUCACUCCGUUGCCCAGGCUGGAGUGCAGUGAUAUGAUCUUGGCUCACUGCCACCUCUGCCUCCCGUCCCGUGUUCAAGCAGUUCUCCUGCCUCAGCCUCCCUAAUAGCUGGGGUUACAGGUGCCUGCCACCACGCCCAGCUAAUUUUUAUCUUUAUAGUAGAUGUGGGGGUUUCACCAUGUUGGCCAGGCUGGUCUUGAACUCUUGACCUCAGGUGAUCCGCCCGCCGGGGCCUCCCAAAGUACUGGGAUAAUAGGUGUGAGCCACCGCGCCCAGCCUGGAGUGGCCUUUUAUGAGAGGGGACUCGUCAAAUCUGUGCCUUAUGGAGGAGUCCGGCAGCGGCCACAAUUGUCUUGUCCCCUCGCCCCCCAACUCCCCCGGGAACACCUCCCCUAGGCAAGGCAUUUUCACAGCACCAUUCACAACGGUUGGGCCAAAAAGAAACUUUUCCUUCAUCGUUUCCUGCACUCGCUGACCGUGACUUUAGACACCCCAGGCUGCCACCCCUCACCGCCCGUUCACCCCCAGGAUGCUGUUGCUGUAGGACGCCUGCUGCCCUGGAGCCCUCCCCGGGAUGUGGGCCAGUCCCCUCGCUGGUGCGGAAUGCCGCUGGGUGCCCGGAGGCGGCCGUGGUGUCUCGGUGGACGGCAGCCAGGAUGGAGCACCCAUGGGUCCCACGGCCGUGCUUCAGGGUCUUCAGGUCCUGCCCCCUUCCCCAGCCUCUCGGCUGCACUGAUGCAGGCAAAGUCUCACCUGGCAGGCCCAUCCCCCCCACCCCUCCCCCGCCGUGGGUGGCCCCUCGCAGCAUCGUUGGGGUUUUGUUACGUGAAAAUAUCCUGGAAAUAAAUACAUGUUUCUGCA
This is a messenger RNA of Symphalangus syndactylus (siamang), 2479 nucleotides long. RefSeq names its product secretory carrier membrane protein 4 (gene SCAMP4). Gene Ontology annotation, biological process: protein transport. The record is from RefSeq and is a predicted model, not a curated record. NCBI's taxonomy places the organism in Eukaryota, Metazoa, Chordata, Mammalia, Primates, Hylobatidae. Gene Ontology annotation, cellular component: recycling endosome membrane; trans-Golgi network membrane.